AUGGAAUCCAAGCAUGUGGAUAUCUACCACGUCUUAAACAUCCCCUUCAGCAACAACGCGCCUAUCCUCUCGAAACAACAGAUCAAAAUCGCCUACCACAAGGCACUCCUCAAGUACCAUCCCGACAAAGCUGCUUCAACCGCGGCGGCAAAACACCUCCCCUCAUUCUCACGGCAACGGGUUCCUUCCUCCGAGUCCGAUACGGCAGUCGCAUACACAGUCGAUGAGAUUACCUAUGCUUAUAAAACACUAUCAGACCCAGUGCUGAGAGCUGAGUAUGAUCGCCAACUGCGGCUACAACGGAAUAACGGGUCGGGCGGCAGGCUGCAAGACGCGGAUGUGUUCCACACUGGACUGGAAGUCAUGGAUCUGGAGGAUUUGAACUAUUCCGACGAUUCAGAUGAAUCGAAGGGGUUUGGUGGAGAGGAGGCAGAUGUAUAUUGGUUUCGUGGGUGCAGGUGCGGUGAUGAGAAGGGAUUUAUUGUCACUGAGGAUGAGCUCGAGGCCGAGGCGCUGCACGGUGAGAUUGUGGUUGGCUGCCGUGGAUGCAGUUUAUGGAUUAAAGUGCUGUUUGCAGUGGCAGAGGAUGGGCAACAUGAUGCGAGUUGA
Molecule: messenger RNA, 609 nt
Organism: Talaromyces proteolyticus
Lineage: Eukaryota; Fungi; Ascomycota; Eurotiomycetes; Eurotiales; Trichocomaceae
Product: Diphthamide biosynthesis protein 4
Exons: 1
Coding region: 1-609 (202 amino acids)
Biological process (GO): protein histidyl modification to diphthamide
Molecular function (GO): metal ion binding
Source: RefSeq, a predicted model, not a curated record